AACAUUGAAAUUGAGAUUCAGACUUUAUGGAACUGUCAAUAUUUUCAAUUCAGAAAGUUGUGACUUCGAACUUGAGCUCUUCAAAUGGCAUGCUAAUGUUUUUUGAUAGAUUUUUCAACUUCAACAAAUGAUAUCUGUAUCCUGAUUUGAUUGAUAAUAUCCGAUACUUUGCCCAGCUGAUGUAAUUUUCUUGUUUGCUGUUUCUUUAAUAGAUCUAAUCAAUAAACACUCAAAUUUUGAUAGUUGUCAACGUAUCUUAUUUAUAAUUUAACGAUUCCCAAAUAUAAUUAUGACCAAAAUACUAUAAUUAACGACAGUUCUGUUUGAUCCUCUUUUUGGAUUCCAGGAUAGAUUUAUUUGACUAAUUCGGUUUGUAUUGUAUUGGGCUAUCUUCAGGACCUACGGAAGCAAACAAUGGCAACCUUACGUAAAAUAAGAGAAAUUUACCGACGAGUCCGUCGUAAAUACAACCCACAAAGUCACCAGUACGAGCCGAUUCCAGGCGAAACCAGUCCAUCGGCCAACCAAACAUUUUCCUCAACUUCACCUUCAACCUCUGGAUCAUUUGUAACCGCACGUGAAGACAUUUCACCGCAAUCACUGUUGUCAAUCCAUCAAGUUGAUUCCUUAUCGUCUACCUUGUCAUCAUCCAGCGAUCCCUUGAUUCCCAGAAUCCGUUCAUCAAACAUGGAUAAGCAUUUCUUCAACAUAUUAAUCCUUGGCUUUUCAUUUCUACUUUUGUUUACGGCCUUUCAAACCGGUGGAAUGAUCCAGGAAACUGUUGUUAAAGGAGUUAAUCAAGAAUAUGCUAAACAAUGGAAUGGCCAUUCAUGGAGUGGAUAUACAUCGCUCUCAAUCGUCUAUCUAGUCUUUUCAAUAGCUAAUUGGAUUGCUCCGUCCAUUGUUGCCAUUUUUGGACCUAAAACCUCAAUGAUUAUGGCUGCAGUCAUCUAUUGUCUAUACAUUGGUUCCUUUUUGUAUCCACUUUGGUGGACAUUGUCUGCAGCUUCUGCUGUUCUUGGUCUUGGAGCAGCCGUUAUAUGGACUGCUCAAGGAAACCUGUUAACAUUAAACAGCAAUCAAAGCACCAUUGGUCGUAAUAGUGGCGUGUUUUGGGCUCUUUUUCAAGGAAGUCUUAUCUUUGGAAACAUUUUCGUUUCAUUCCAAUUUAAAGGGAUUGACAUUAUCGAUGAAAAAACUCGUCAAACGACUUAUUCUGGCCUCUUAGGAGCUGGAAUCGCUGGAACCAUUUUAAUGUUCAUGUUGAGAAGCUAUCCAGCAUCUGAGACUAAUGAGAAGCCUGUUGGCCCUGUUCAAGCUCUUUACGAUUCAUUUACUCUAUUCAGAACGAAAGCGAUGGUUUUGAUGUUUUUCACUUUUGCUUACACAGGGAUAGCGCAAUCCUUCAUUACUGGAGUUUAUGUCAACUCAAUUGGAUUCACCAAAGCAAUCGGUGAAAACAGGAAAACCUUUGUUGGUGUUGCUGGUUGUUUGAUUGGUAUUGGGGAAACAAUUGGUGGCGGAAUCUUCGGAAUUUUCGGUAAAAAGACGGCUAAAUUAGGACGAGAUCCAAUCGUAUUCUUUGGGUUGAUUUUACACAUUGCCGCUUAUGCUGGAGUCUUCAUCAAUUUACCCUUUAAUGCCAAUUUGGGUGACACAGAUGAAUCUUCGAUUAUUCCUACAAGUUUACCAUUGGCUUUGGUCUGUAGUUUCCUCCUAGGACUUGGAGAUGCUUGUAUGAACACUCAAAUUUAUUCACAAAUCGGAAGCUUCUAUGAAUCAAAUUCAGCGCCUGCUUUUGCCAUAUUCAAAUUUGUGCAAUCAUUAUUUUCUUCGUUAUUUUUCUUCUUUACCAGUGAAAUAACAUUGAACAUUCAAAUUUAUAUAAUGGUUGGCACAGCAAUACUCGGGUCAAUCACAUUUUUCAUUGUUGAACAAGCAGCUCGUCGUAAAUCAAGAUCUGCUGAUAUAACACCUUCAAUUGCAGGUGACGAUGUAAAGGACGGAAUAACAAAUCCAGCUUAUGUUAAGGAUACAAUCGGUCAAAGCACAACAACUUUGGUUGUUCCUUGAUUGAAAUCAUUUAAAUCACCAUCAGCAUAUCAUUGUUAUUUGAUGGUUAAACUUAUAUUGCCAUUGUAAUUAUUUUGAUUGUUAUCUAAUGUUUAUAUUUCGAGAUUUUCAAUCACAAGAGUAUUUUGGCCAUUUUUAUAUCUUUUUUUGUAAGCUUUAAACGAAACAAAGUUAAAUAUAUUUUGCUUUGGUUUCGGUCAAAAGCAAUAUAAAAAUGGCUUCCAAGUUGAAAAGUAACAUCACCUCAAGUAUUUGAUCCCAAAAAUUGAAAAUAGUAUUGAUUUUUUGCUAUUACCUACAAUUAUUUUUUAGUGACUUUAUUUAUCUGGAUUAUAAAUAAUUCAAAUUUGUUGGUUUUGUUACUUUUUACCAUUCCGUGUUUGAUCAACAUCAAGUUAACCCAAACUGCUGAUCAAAUGGCCUUUUCCUGAAAUCGAUCUCAUCGACUAUUUUCUGAUAUUGUACAUUGAUUGCAAUUGAAAUGUAUCAUUUCAAUGUCUAUCAACUCUUUUUUUUUGUAAACAAGAUUUCAUUACAUUCGGCUCAAAGGGUCGAAGAAAGUUCUCUUUUGUUUUCCAAUCUUAUUUUGAUGAAAUUUAUUUUGUUAAAAUUAUUAAAUGACAUUAAAUUGUGUCCAAUCAA
Molecule: messenger RNA, 2715 nt
Organism: Tetranychus urticae (two-spotted spider mite)
Lineage: Eukaryota; Metazoa; Arthropoda; Arachnida; Trombidiformes; Tetranychidae
Product: UNC93-like protein MFSD11
Source: RefSeq, a predicted model, not a curated record